Messenger RNA from Nelumbo nucifera (sacred lotus), 970 nucleotides. Its product is annotated as putative vesicle-associated membrane protein 726. The record is from RefSeq and is a predicted model, not a curated record. NCBI's taxonomy places the organism in Eukaryota, Viridiplantae, Streptophyta, Magnoliopsida, Proteales, Nelumbonaceae. Gene Ontology annotation, cellular component: membrane. Gene Ontology annotation, biological process: vesicle-mediated transport.
CCUUCUCUCUCUCUCUCUGAAACUCCUGCUGCGUUAGGAGUUGCGAGAUGGGGCAACAGUCUUUGAUCUACAGCUUUGUGGCUCGAGGAACGGUGAUCCUCGCCGAAUACACCGAGUUCAAAGGGAAUUUCACCAGCGUCGCUUCUCAAUGUCUUCAAAAGCUCCCCGCCAGCAACAACAAGUUUACGUACAACUGCGAUAACCACACAUUCAACUAUCUCGUUGAAAAUGGUUUCACUUACUGUGUGGUGGCAGUUGAGUCUGCUGGCAGACAAAUUCCCAUUGCCUUUCUUGAACGAGUGAAGGAUGAUUUCAGCAAGAGAUAUGGAGGAGGAAAGGGUACUACUGCUUCAGCCAAAAGUCUGAACAAGGAGUUUGGGCCAAAACUCAAGCAGCACAUGCAAUACUGUGUUGAUCAUCCAGAAGAGAUAAGUAAGCUAGCAAAAGUGAAGGCCCAGGUUACAGAAGUUAAGGGAGUGAUGAUGGAAAAUAUUGAGAAGGUUCUUGACCGAGGUGAGAAAAUAGAGCUUCUGGUGGACAAAACAGAGAACCUCAGGUCGCAGGCACAAGAUUUCCGGCAGCAAGGAACCAAAUUAAAGAGGAAGAUGUGGUGGGAGAACAUGAAGAUAAAGCUUAUUGUUUUGGGUAUUUUCGUCGCUUUGGUUCUCAUCAUCGUCUUGUCUAUUUGCCAUGGUUUCAAUUGCUGAUCAAGCACAGUUGCUCUGUUUCGCUUCCUGUAAUGCUUGAUUAGAGUUAUCUUACUAGAUUGGUCCUGGUCAAUUGUCAUCCUCUGUGAAUGAGUUUCUUCUCUUGCUUAUUUUGCUCUUUUCCCUUGACCUUUUUGGUUACUCACCCCUUCUUGUCAGCUAGCAUUUGGGGAUGGGAAUGGUUAUACUUUUGAGGACAUUGCAUGUAUAGAGAGUACGAAUGAAUUCUUUAUAUGUAAUUAGAAGUCUUUUGAUGCCGGAAG